AAGCCUUUAAAAGCAUGUGUCACCUCGACUCGAUUCUCCGAAUAUUACUCGUGCUGUAGCGGGAUAUAUCCACACUCACGCGGCGCUGUGGUCACAACGAGAGACUUCACACAAAGUCAACAACAAGUCCCAGACGAGACGAGAGGCUGCGCUUUUACGCACGGGAGAAAUACUUGAACAUUUUUGGCUUUCGGAAUAGAGACAUUUUCCGAAGCAGUCGGGCACUCGUCCCACGCGGUUUUCUGUCUCCGGUGCCUCCUUGUGCUUUGAUUCGACUUUUCUCAACACCGCGUAAAGUCAGCUGUGAGAUGACCCUGUCUGGAGGCAGUGAACGAGCCAGCGACAUGUCCGGCCAGACCGUGCUCACAGCCGACGAUGUGGACAUCGAUGUGGUGGGCGAAGGGGACGACGAGAUGCUCUUGGAGCGCGUGGACAGUGAGUGCGACAGUCCCGUGGGCAGAGGACCCGAGGAUGAGGAUGAUGAGGAUGAAAUCGAAGUGGACAAGGACGACAUGAGGUCUGGAGGAGUCAGUCCAUGCUGCGAGAGCUCAGGAGAAGGGGAUGUGAGCGGGAAAACAGAGGACCACAACUCGGGCUCAAUCCAGAAACCCAAAAGUAGCCUGGUGAAGCCUCCGUACUCCUACAUAGCCCUCAUCACCAUGGCCAUCCUGCAGAGCCCGCAGAAGAAGCUCACGCUUAGCGGCAUCUGUGAGUUCAUCAGUAACCGCUUUCCUUAUUACAGAGAGAAGUUCCCCGCGUGGCAGAACUCCAUCCGCCACAACCUGUCCCUCAACGACUGCUUCGUCAAAAUCCCCCGGGAGCCUGGCAACCCGGGCAAGGGCAACUACUGGACCCUGGACCCGGCCUCCGAGGACAUGUUCGACAAUGGCAGUUUCUUGAGGAGGAGGAAGCGCUUCAAGAGAGUUCAGCCCGACAUGCUCCGGGAUCAGACUGCACUAAUGAUGCAGAGUUUUGGCGCCUAUAGUUUGGGAGGCCCAUACGGCAGGCACUACGGCAUCCAUCCGGCUACAUACCCGCACCCAGCUGCCCUGCAGUACCCCUACAUCCCUCCUGUAGGGCCCAUGCUUCCUCCAGGUGUGCCACUUUUGCCCUCAUCAGAGCUGAACAGAAAAGCCUUUGGUCCCAGCCUUCAGCUCGCUCAGCAGCUCAACAGUCUCAGCACCGCGUCUAUGAUCAAGUCCGAGCCGUCCGCCAGACCGUCCUUCAGUAUAGAAAAUAUUAUCGGGGUCUCCAGCUCUUCCUCCACGGCGGCGGCGCAGGCUUUUCUACGGCCUCCGGUGACGGUGCAGUCGGCCCUGUUGAGCGCACAGUCACUGUCUUUGACUCGGACCUCAGCGGCCAUCGCGCCCAUCCUCAGCGUCCCGUCAAAUAUAAUCUCUGGACACGUUCUGCCGUCUGCCACGGCCGCUGCAGUGUCCAAAUGGCCUUCACAAUGACUUAAAACCAGCCUAAAAUAAACUCUUAUUUUUAUAUAAAACAUUAUUAUAUUAUAAAGGAGGAAGGGUGAACAAAUGCACAAACCACUAGGCAGCACUGGACUCUGUAGCCAUAUAGGCUAAAGACUGUUGAAACAGAGACUUAAGGACAUAUUUCUGUACAGGUAAUAUUUGUAAAUAUUUGUAAAGUGAUCAAAGAGAAUCGUUUGGCUUUGUCUUUUCUGUUCUGUUUAUGUGAACGUUGGUUUUUGUAUCGGGAGCUUCACUUUCAUACAAGAAAUACC
Molecule: messenger RNA, 1741 nt
Organism: Boleophthalmus pectinirostris (great blue-spotted mudskipper)
Lineage: Eukaryota; Metazoa; Chordata; Actinopteri; Gobiiformes; Gobiidae
Gene: foxd3
Product: forkhead box D3
Exons: 1
Coding region: 309-1457 (382 amino acids)
Biological process (GO): anatomical structure morphogenesis; regulation of transcription by RNA polymerase II; cell differentiation
Molecular function (GO): RNA polymerase II cis-regulatory region sequence-specific DNA binding; DNA-binding transcription factor activity, RNA polymerase II-specific
Source: RefSeq, a predicted model, not a curated record